AUGGCUGAACAUCCUUCCUUCACUCUUGCUGCCCUUCUGCCUGCAGGGGGCAUCGCUGGAUACCUGAAGACCCGCUCAGCGCCAUCUUUGAUCGCAGGUGUUGGUCUUGGAAUCUCAUAUGCAUACUCCGGCUAUUUGAUUAAAGAGAACCGUGACUACGGCACUGAACUUGCCUUGGGAAACAGUGUACUCUUGCUGGGAUCGGCAAUUCCCAGGAUUAUUAAAACUGGAGCUAAAGCCCCUGUACCUUUGGCACUCGGCGCCACUGGCAUGUUGGCGUCCUACUACUACCAGAAAAAGGUCAGAGAGUUCCGAUUCGGGGUUUAG
This is a messenger RNA of Penicillium antarcticum, 327 nucleotides long. Its product is annotated as TMEM14 family protein. Bases 1 to 327 code for a protein of 108 amino acids. The record is from RefSeq and is a predicted model, not a curated record. Lineage: Eukaryota; Fungi; Ascomycota; Eurotiomycetes; Eurotiales; Aspergillaceae. The transcript has 3 exons. Gene Ontology annotation, cellular component: membrane.